Molecule: messenger RNA, 2277 nt
Organism: Monoraphidium neglectum
Lineage: Eukaryota; Viridiplantae; Chlorophyta; Chlorophyceae; Sphaeropleales; Selenastraceae
Exons: 4
Coding region: 1-2277 (758 amino acids)
Biological process (GO): regulation of DNA-templated transcription
Molecular function (GO): sequence-specific DNA binding; zinc ion binding
Source: RefSeq, a predicted model, not a curated record
AUGCCGCGCGGCGGCGCCCUCGGCGGCGUGCCGCAGCUGCUGAUGCUGAAGCCUGCAGGCAUCGCCAGCGGCGGCGCCGGCACGGCGGCGUUCACGCAGCAGCUGCUGGCCUCGAUGGCAAAGCAGCAGCGGGCUGGGGGGCAACCGCGGCCCAUCCUGCCGCAGGCUUCCGGGACGGCGGCAGGCCUUGCUCCUGCAGCGCUUGGGGCCACGGUUGCUUCCACAGCUGCGGAUCCCGUAGCUCAGCAGCAGCAGCAGCAGCAGCAGCAGCAGCAGCAGCAGCAGCCGGCCCCCGUGCGCCGCGCCGGCAGCUCCCUGCGAGGCCCGUGCAGCCACUGCGGCACGCAGAGCAGCAGCCAGUGGCGCAGCGGGCCUCCGGAGAAGCCUUGCCUGUGCAACGCGUGCGGCCUGUUCUGGAGCAAGCGGCGGUCCCUGCCCGAGGAGACGUGCAAGGUGGCGGACGAGCUCAAGGGCCCCUGCACCCACUGCGGCGCGGAAAGCUCCAACCAGUGGCGUGCCGGCCCCGAGGGCGUCGCGCUGUGCGACCCCUGCGGCCUCCACUACCGCAAGACCAAGACGCUGCCCAAGCGCAAGCGCCGCUCCCUUACAGUGGCCUUCCAGGGCUGCCACCACUGCGGCACGCGCUUCUCGCCCCAGUGGCGCGGCGGGCCGCCCGAGGCGUCGGUGCUGUGCAACGCGUGCGGCCUCUUCUGGCGGAAGUUUAAAAACCUCCCACAGAAGGAGCGCCAGCGCAGCGGCGGCGGCGGCGGCGGAGAGCAUUUGGCGGCAGAGAGUGAGGACGAGGGCCAGGGUGUGGAGGCGGCGGAGGAGGGGGCGGAGGACGGGGCCGGCGCGGGCGAGGGCGGGGGGCUGGAGGAGGCCGAUGAGGCGGCGGCGAUGGAGGCGGCGGCGAUCCUGGGGUGCGGCACUUUGGUGGGCCUGCAGGGGGUGGUGCCUGCGCAGCAGCACCCGCAGCAGCAGCCCCUGCGGCCACGUGCGCGGCCGGCGCAGCGCGCGGCGCGCCAGCAGCAGCAGCAGCAGCAGCAGCAGCAGCAGCAGCAGCAGCAGCAGCAGCAGCAACGGCGCGAGGGGGGUGCGGACGACGAUGGCGAUGCGGACUGGGAGGAAGAGCUGUUAGUCAUCCAGCAGCAGCAGCAGCAGCAGCGGCGCCGCAAGCGGCGGCGGACGGAGGAGGGGCGUUUUGUGGAGUCGUCAGAGCCAGACGCAGCGGAGCCCGCGCCCGGCGCGGCGGUGGCGCCAGGGGCCGCCGCGCCCGAGAGGGGCGGCGGGGGCGUGGGCGCAGGGGCGGGCGGGUCGCCGGCGGCGUCAGGCGGCAGCGGGGGCGGCGCGAUCUCUGCUGGAAGCAGCAGCAUCAAGGGCAACAGCGUCGCCGGCGCGACCGCCAGCGAGGGCGCCGCCGCCGUGCUGCAGCGCCUGUCCGCAGACAUCUUCGCUCGCGCCACCAACGGCGGCGCCGCCGCCGCUGGCCGUGGCGCCUGUGGCACCGGCGCCGGCGACGCCGCGCUCGCGAAGCCCACGCGCGGCGGCGUCGCCCGCAACGCUCUGUGGCAGCAGGCAAUGUGGCAGCAGAUGUGGCAGCAGCAUCAGCAGCAACAGCAGGGCAUUGUCAUCGGGGUGCCUGUUGACGAGGUGUACAUGCAUGCGCAUGCGCAAGCUGGACAGCAGCUGCACACAAACACAGGCCUGCCACAGCCGCACCCGCAGCCGCAGCCGCCGCAGCAGCAGCAGCAGCAGCAGCAGCAGCAGCAGCAGCCGCAGCAGCCGCAGCAGCAGCAGCAGCAGCCGCCGCAGCCGCCGCCGCCGCAGCAGCAGCAGCAGCCCGAGGAACAGGAGACUGCAUCCGAGGAGGGGGAGCAGCGGCAAGCAGGGCGGCGAGACGACCAAACGGAUGCACAGCAGAAGGGUGAUGAGUGGGGGCCCGAGAGCGGUCGUGUGGGAGCUCAGCCGCAGCACAGCACGUGUGAUGGCCACGGUGGUGGAGAGCUGUCGCUGGCCCCACAGCAGGAGCAGGUGCGUGACAAGCAGGAGCAGCAGCAGCAGCAGGAGCAGCAGGAGCAGCCGCAGUGCCAAGUUGGCGAGAGCAGAGAGGACCCGCUUCGGCAGCUGGCGCCCAAACCGCCGUCGCAGCAGAGAGAGCAGCAGACUACGCAGGGCGAGCCGGUUGCCAGUGAUGCCAUUGGAGGCGCAGCGGUCCCUGCGGCCCUUCCAACUCCGGGAGCCUCUGCGCCCGCAGUCGCGGGCGUGCAGGCGGCAUGA